AGCCGGGACAACUUCUUUAUGUUUACAGACCUGACCUAAUGACGCAGCACCAUGCUCGAAUUUCCCGCGAAAACAUACAAGUACCACUCAAAACAUUAUUAUAAGCUAACCGUUGUGAAUCGUAAAGUAAGGCGAUAGUUUUGAACACUGGCUGGUUAUGUACUUGCUUAAAUAUUGAUUUCGGAUCAGUUUUAACUAAAAAAAAGUUAGGGACUGCAGCUUUAAUGAAUACUUAGGCAGUGUUACAGUUCCUUGCGUGCAAAUAAAUUUUAAUGCUUUACAGUCUGAGGAGCUGUUAAUGUCUUGAUAUUAUCAGCAAGGUCAUAUAGUCAGAGUGUUAAACCUCUUACCAGUUUACAAACACAGUGAUUGAAGAACGCAUGAGAGUAGUAGGGCGGAGACUGAAUACUAGCACGAGUCAUGUAACUGUGUAAAGGGUCACCCGGUUACACGUGAGCAUGGUGGGACAAGAGAGGCACUGAAGGAAACUUAACAGGGAACAACAACCUGAUGAACUGAACUGGAAAAUGGCGACAUGUGGGGGCAAUGAACCGCGCUCCGUGCUCACCCGGGUUCCGCCGUUACUCACGGAUCUGUACCAGUUCACCAUGGCGUACGCGUACUGGCGCGCGGGCAGACACAACGAGCCGGCCGUGUUCGAACUGUUUUUCCGCGAUAACCCGUUCGGUGGAGGCUUCUCGCUCUUUGCGGGUCUCAGCGACUGUUUGUUGUUCCUGCAGAACUUCACUUUCUCAGAUGACGAUGUGGAGUAUCUGCGCUCCGUCCUCCCCGCAGGCACAGACGCUGCGUUCUUCUCGUAUCUGAAGGAGCUGGACUGUUCGUCUGUGUCUGUGUCAGCGGUACCUGAGGGAUCCGUGGUCUUCGCUCGAGUUCCUCUGCUGGAAGUGUCUGGACCGCUGGCCGUGGUUCAGCUGCUGGAGACCAGUCUGCUCUGCCUAGUCAACUACGCCAGUCUGGUGUGUAGCAACGCUGCUCGUUUCCGUUUGGCUGCAGGUCCCAGGCGGAGAUUAAUGGAGAUGGGGCUCAGAAGAGCUCAGGGUCCCGACGGAGGCCUGACCGCCUCACGAUACACCUACAUCGGUGGUUUUGAUUUGACGAGUAAUGCUCUCGCCGGCCGUCUGUUUGGUAUUCCUGUGGCGGGAACCAUGGCACACUCUUAUGUCACUUCCUUUUCCUCUCUGGAGGAGGUGUGGCCACAGACUCUGGUGCCCUGCGGCGGCGGCGGCGGCCCUAUUGACUUCAUCUGUCUGGUGAAGGGUUGGCUGGGUCGCGUCUGUCAGCUAUUGGGGUCAAAGACGAGCCUCGUUCGGGAGGGAGAGCUGGCGGCCUUCCUGUCCUACGCCAUCGCCUACCCUCAAAACUUCCUGCCCGUGAUUGACAGCUACAGCGUCAGCUGCAGCGGUCUGCUGUGUUUCUGUGCCGUGGCUUUGGCUCUGUAUGAGCUGCAGUACCGGCCGCUGGGAGUCCGGCUGGACAGCGGGGACCUCUGCAGGCAGUCGCUGGAAGUGCGGCGCGUCUUCAAAGAAUGUAGCGAACAGUUCUCAGUUCCUCAGUUUGAGUCUCUCAUCAUCGUCGGCACGAACAGUAUUUCAGAACAGAGUCUCGUUGAACUCAACAAGAAAGAUAAUGAGAUUGACGUGGUUGGAGUGGGGACUCAUCUGGUCACAUGCACGCGUCAGCCCUCUCUGGGGUGUGUAUAUAAGCUGAUAGAGGUCAGAGGUCGUCCCCGAAUGAAGAUGAGUGAAGAUCCAGAGAAAAGCACACUGCCGGGACGCAAGUCUGUCUACAGGCUUCUGGACGCAGACGGUCAUCCUCAGAUGGAUCUGAUCUGUCUGUCAGAAGAAGCGGCUCCUAAAGCGGGCGUCUCCCUGACCUGCUUCCCUCUAGGACUGAACAAGACGCUUCAGACAGUCACACCGGCUCAAGUAACCAGUCUGCGUUUGGAUGUCUUCACCUGUGGACAGAUCACAUUCCCCCUAAACACUGCGUCAGAGAGUCGUGAGCGUGCACAGAUUUCUCUACAAACGCUGCAUCCGCAUCACAAGAGACUACAAGAGCCGCACGAUUACACCGUGGCUUUAUCAGAGCGGCUGCACUCCCUGGUGUCUGAUAUCACAAAAGGAAACAGUAAAGGCAGCAACUUCCUGCUGUCGAACUGAAGCCGAGCCGAAACACGGAGCCCAGACCAAAGUCAGAAACAUCACAUCUAACGGAAAAGAUGCCUUAAAAUCCUCUUUUCCCUUAAAAAAAAUGUCGUCAUAACAGAUUCAGCAAUGCUGCUUGUUGUGGUCCAAUAGCAUUAACAAGUUCUUUUGAAUAUGGUAUUGGUUCAUCUCAUAAUUAACUAGUAAAAUAAGCAAUGACGUAAUGAAAAUGAUUAUUCACUGUUCGUUUUACAACAUAAUAAAGAUUUUAUGUACAAAAGUGA
Molecule: messenger RNA, 2449 nt
Organism: Onychostoma macrolepis
Lineage: Eukaryota; Metazoa; Chordata; Actinopteri; Cypriniformes; Cyprinidae
Gene: naprt
Product: nicotinate phosphoribosyltransferase
Exons: 13
Coding region: 528-2180 (550 amino acids)
Biological process (GO): NAD+ biosynthetic process
Molecular function (GO): nicotinate phosphoribosyltransferase activity
Source: RefSeq, a predicted model, not a curated record